Molecule: messenger RNA, 4876 nt
Organism: Hydra vulgaris (swiftwater hydra)
Lineage: Eukaryota; Metazoa; Cnidaria; Hydrozoa; Anthoathecata; Hydridae
Source: RefSeq, a predicted model, not a curated record
UUUAUGCAAAAGGUUUGCAAAUUAUGAACUUUGCUAUUUAAUCAUGGCGGAGUCAAUAUUCUCAAAAACUAGAUAAAAGAAACGGAUCAAAGUUUUCGGAAUAUUUUGGUUCUAAAUAUGAUAUCCUUUUCUCGGAGUUAACAACGCUAAAAGAUCUUCGUAGAUAUGGUCUGUUUUUGCAAGAAUAAAACAAUGGAAACAAAAGAAUUUAUCUGAUAAAAUUACAAAUAAACAAUGUUUACACAAAAUUGAUCGGUAAAUGGAUCCACGCCAAUGCUUUACUUGUAUAUCCUGUAACAUACAUUGAAUAUUAUAUUACUGCAACAUUCGUGAAUGGAGCCAACCUGGUUGCUAGAGAAAAAGCAAGCUUAAAGAAUAACGAUUUUUGACAAAACUUGACAAAUUGUUUGAUAUACGGAAUUGUAAUUGCUAAAUUAUUACUUGUCAAGAGAAAAAUUGUUUUUCAGAAUGUAACGAUGAAGCCCAUACUUACUCUAAGUGUGAAAAGAAGAAAAUGAUUCCAAAGAAAAAGUUAGUUUUCAAACUUUAACAAAGAGCUAAAUUAUGGACUACCAGUUUGCAUCAAAUUGGAUUAGCUGACUUGAAAGAAAACAAAAAGCUACAUAUAUUGGAGAAAGAAGAUCGUAGUAAGAAUGAAGUAUUUUGUAUAAUUCUGUUUCAAAAUUAAUAAUUUGAAGAAAUGAGUCAAAAAGAGAAUGAAGACAUUAUGCUAUAUGUGACGAAAAAUAUGGUGAAUAAAGAUGUUGAGGCAAUUAAAUAUUACUAAAGAAAUGAUAUUGGUGCUGGUAUUCUUGAAAAUAUUCAUACUCCAAUCAAAUUAGUUGAAGUUUUAGAACAGCAUAAUUUUUUAGGGGAUGAUUAUAACAAAUUCGUUAAAUUGCUUGCAAAAAUUGGAAGGUGUGAUCUGGCUAAAUACAUUAGUGAUAUUCAGCAAGGAAGAAGAAAACAACAUUACAAAAAGAAUUAAAUUUGGUGGUAUAUUUAAAUUCGAUUUACAUGAAGAUAUAAGUUGUACUUUAGUUGAAUUUAAACGCCACAACGUUGAUCACUGGAUGUCUAUUAAUAAUAAGAAACAAUUAGAUCCAUAUUACUUGACCAGAAAAAAGAACAAUGAGAUGUUUGUCAAAGUGGAAAAUUUGAAAUAUCGCAAUGAAAAGAUUAAUUUUAGGUUUACAUUUCAAGAUUUGCAAAAAAACAUUACUUAUAAAGAUGGUCCUAAAGAUUGUACUAUUUUAGGUAAUUGCAACUAUGAAUCAGCUUACUAUGAUAUUACGAUUGCAACACCUGAACCGAUUUUCAACAAUGAAUUCAUAAAAAAUAUAAGAAAACCAAGUUCUUUGGAUUGGAGAAAAUCUGCCAAUAUUGUUCUUGAUAAAGUAUCAAUUGAUCAACCAAUAGAGUUAAUUGCAGAUAAUUAUAUGGACAUAAAUUUUUCUGACUUUUCAGAUGUCAUUUGUAUUUGUCCUUCAUCUGGUAACAAUUAUAUUUCCUUGGUAAUUGAAAAAUUUCGUGAAAUGCUCUCUGAAAAUAAAACUGCAAAUAAAAUUGGUGUUUGUGCUAUUAUACCUGGUUACGAAUUGCACUAUCAUGCUUCCCUUUUAGAGUGCAUUAAUGAUGAUAUUGAAAGUUGUAAAGCUGAAGAUAGAAUAAUAUUAUUUUACUCUAAACUCAAUCUUGUUGUUAUUAUGCGUAUUGCUACUUCAUUAGAUCUUAUCUCAUUAGAAUCUAAAAAUUGUUUGAAUGAUGUUGCAUUAUUUAUUAAUGUUAACAGUCCUUACAUUGAAGCUAAUAAAUUAGUCGUUUUAGGAAUUAUUGUUUUACCAACAUUUGAGCGUAAAGAGUUAAAUGAAGAAUUAUUUUUUCUUUUUUCUGAAACCUGGAGAGAAGAAAAAAAUCAGGAACAAAAAUUUAUACAAUUUUUAUUUUUAUGUAAGGACGAUAUGGAAGAUAACAAUUUUAACCAAUGGUGGAGAUUAGUUGUUGGUUAUUGCUGUAACAAAAUUAAAGAUAAAAGUAAUAAAUUAGCAUUCUUUAAAAAACUAAUUGGAUUAACUAUGAUAAUAAUGGCUACUGACGAUAAAUUCAUUGUUCCCACAAUACAUAAUGAAACCCAAAAACAAAUCAAAACAUUGAUUCUUAACUAUGAACAAUGGAAUGCUAUAUACAGAAAAGAACUUAAAAAAAUUAUCACAGGAGGAUACGGUUCAGGAAAAUCUGUUGUUGGACAGGAAAUUGUUAAAAAAUGUUUAUCAGAAACGUCUGAAAAUCAUUUAACUUUGUAUUAUAUAUGUUGUAACCAUUUCUCUUUGUUUGAAUAUGAAAUGAAAAAGUUUGUUGAUAAAAUUGAGAAAUCUGCAAAUGUUACUGUUGUUUGUGAUAAUUUACAUGAGUUAUGGGAAAAAAUACCCAAAAAAAAAUUUUUAAAAAAAACAAACAUUUCUAUUCCAGUAUUGUUAGAGCAUUUGGUUGUCAACAACACUAAUAAAGUAUAUUUUAUAUUGGAAGAACUCUCUUCUGACUAUGUCAAUGAAGAAGAUACAAUACAGCUGAAAAAAUUAUUUUUAUCUUCAUUGAAAGAAUCGUUAGUUGUUUUUAUACCUGAAAGCGUUGAAAAAUAUCGUGAAUUGAUUAGAAAUAAAGAAAAACAGGUAAUACAAAAGAAUUAUUUUAAUAAAGAAAUGCUAGGCAUGGAGGUCUUUGAUCUCAAGAAAUCCAUGAGAGUAACCAUGUGUAAUAAAUUAUUAAUAGAUUCUUCUGAAAAUUCAAUAAGUGAAUCAAAAACUGUUUGUAAUUUUCCAAAUUCAAAAAUAAAUAAAAAAUCACAAAUGAAUAAAAAAGAUUUAUUUGAAAAGAAACAUUCACAAAUAAAACAGACUCAACAUAGCUCUACAGAAUCAAACGAUGAACCCACUAUUAAAUCAAAGUUAAAUGAUGAUCACUCAGUUGGUGAGAAAUUAAGUGACUUAGAAAAAACAAAUGAUAAGAAAUCUGUUCAUAACUCUCAUGAUAGUGAUCAGAAUUACUUGUCAAAUACAAAAGUAGAAAGUACCAGCGAUAUAACUGGAAGUGGUUAUUAUGAAUAUGAUAUCGAUCAAAUGUCAAAGCAGGUAUCAGUUCAAACUAAUGGUGUAAUUCCAAAGUGCAUUAUGGAAACAAGUUAUUUAUUCAAACCAGGCACCAUUGGACACUCAAUUAAAGGAGAAAAACCCAUGGUAAUACGUUUUCCUUUUCAUGACAUUACAGAUAUGCAUUCUGUGAAGAUUUUGUCUGUUGUGUUACAGCAUCUUUUUAUUGAAAAACUAAGAAAAACUGUAGUUAUAUGCAAUAACAUGGAAGAAGUUCAAUCUGUUGCAUAUGCAAUAGAGAUUAUAGAUGCUAUUGAAAAAUUUAAAGCAGUAACUUAUGCACCAUAUUUACAAAAAAAUACUCCAACAUUCGCAGAAAAAGUUAAAGUUAUACAGGAUGUGUUUAAUGAAUUUGAUAUUCUUGUAACAGACAGUAAAGGUUUUUCUGGAGCGGAAUCUGAAUCUGUAGUUGUGGUUGUGAGACUAGACGAAAUUUUUUUACGACAUGUUCUCGUAGAUGCCAUGGCAAGGUCAAAUUCACAUUUAGUAAUUUUAGUUUUAGACUGCAAUGAUAGAGAAAUUUUAAAACAAAAGGGAACUAUUGAAAAUGUAAUAAAUGAUUGGUCAGAAAACAUAGUAGAAGAAAUCAAAGUUGAUGUUUGCAAUAAAGAUGAUCAACUGUGCACACGUACAGGUUUUUGUUUAACAAUAAGUAAAAAUUGCAAAGAGUUUGAUGUUCGUGGAUCUAAAGAAGACUUUGAUGCAUAUAAGGACAAUAUAAAGUUUAUAGUUAAUGAAAAAAAUAUAGCAAGCAAUAAAUAAAACUUUGGAAGAAAAAGACAUUAAAAACUCUGUUUAUUGUACGAUAUGGCACCCAAAGGUAAAUAUUUAAACACUACUCAACGAAAACUUAUUAUAGACUUGGUUAAACAAAUAAAUACUUAUAGAAAAGUUGAAGAACUUUUAAAUAUUCCAUUUACAACAGUAGAAGUCAUUGUAAAGAAAUACCAACAAUAUGAAACAUUUGAAAUUCAUACUGGAUGAGGGCAAAAACGGAAGACAAGUUCAAGAGACGAUUUAAAAAUCGUCUCUUGAACUUGUCUUCCGUUUUUGCCCUCUAAAGAGACGAUUUAAAAAUCGGUUUAAAACUGCAAAAAAUAUAGCAAAUUAUUUGAAGCAUUUAACAGGAAACACAAUCGUGAGAUUGUGUUUACUGUUAAAUCCACUGAAUCCUGCUUUAUGAAUGCAGUUUCUACAUUAAGUAGAAACUGCAUUCAUAAAGCAGGAUUCAGUAGAUGUAUAGCUCGUAAAAAACCAUUAAAAAAAAAAAUCAUAUGAAGAGAUGAAUGAACUUUGCAAAAAAGUAUUAUUUAAUGUAUGUAUCACUUUUGAAAAAAGCUCUUUGGUCUGAUGAAUCCAAGUUUAACUUAAAAAAAUCUGAUGGUGCACAAAGAGUUUGGGGAAAGACGGGUGCAGCUUUUGAUUUAAGUUGCACGCGAGGAACAGUCAAACAUGGCGGUGGAAGUGUGAUGUUAUGGGGUUGUAUGGCAUGGAAUGGUGUUGGUAAACUUGAGUUUAUUAAUGAAACAAUGAAUGCUGAUUUGUACAAAAAUAUAUCAAAACAAAGUUUAAAAUCUUUUGCUAAAAAGCUUAGGUUGGGAAAUAUUUGUUUCAACAAGACAAUAAUCCAAAACACACUGCUGAAAAAACUAAAAGCUUUCUCGAUGAAAAUGGCAUAAACGUUUUAGAAUGGUCUUUGCAAAGCCCUAAUUUGAUUCUAAUAGAGCAUU